Molecule: messenger RNA, 2580 nt
Organism: Triplophysa dalaica
Lineage: Eukaryota; Metazoa; Chordata; Actinopteri; Cypriniformes; Nemacheilidae
Gene: gpr161a
Product: G protein-coupled receptor 161b
Exons: 6
Coding region: 527-2083 (518 amino acids)
Biological process (GO): G protein-coupled receptor signaling pathway
Cellular component (GO): membrane; recycling endosome
Molecular function (GO): G protein-coupled receptor activity
Source: RefSeq, a predicted model, not a curated record
AGAACGCAUUGAUACUGUGUUGCAAAUAUUAAAGUUAAACAUCCAGCAUCCACUUCAACUCAUGUGUUUGAGAUGCUUUAAAAACAUUUGAUUGUUAUUAUACAAAAAACAAAUAUGUGACCAUACACUAUGAUCACUAAUUAACUGACAUACAGAGUUUAUAUUGUACCACAACACCGCAGUGCUUUGAUAAUAAUGUUAAAGUGAUCAGUCAUAUUUAGCACUUUGUAAUUGUAUUUGAACUUUUUAUAUUACUUGUGUGUGGACAACUGAGAGACGGACCACACACAGACUAACAUACAGGCUGGAAGAGACGGGACAGGAGUGAUCCGCCAUUGCGGUGCUUUCUGUCUCUCUUCAUCAGAAACAAACUGCGAGUAAAGAUUGAAACACCGACACAACUUGUUUCAAGAGACAUUUAAUGCGAUCUUAAAGCGAGAAAUCUUUGUGAGAUGCCCAAGAAAUGGAUCUACGGCCCGUGCAGACAUAUCGUUGCUCUCCAUUCGGAUGAUACAGCAUCCUUACCAUGAACACCAGCCGCAAUGAAACAUCGCUGGCGAAUGUCACAGACCUGGGAUACGGCCGGACUUGGGUGGUGGAGUCUGUUGUCAUCCUAAUAAUCACUCUGUUCGUGUGUCUGGGUAAUCUUAUCGUUGUGGUGACCCUGUAUCGAAAGCCCUAUCUCCUGACACCGAGCAAUAAGUUUGUGUUCAGCCUGACGCUGUCUAACCUCCUUCUGUCCGUUCUGGUUCUGCCGUUUGUGGUGGUCAGCUCUUUUAAUGGGGAAUGGCUGUUUGGUGUGGUGUGGUGUAAUUUCACAGCACUGCUGUAUCUGCUCAUCAGCUCUGCCAGCAUGCUGACUUUAGGAGCCAUUGCCAUCGACAGGUACUAUGCAGUGUUAUUCCCUAUGGUUUACCCUGUUAAGAUCACUGGAAACCGUGCCGCAGUGGCCAUCUUCUAUCUGUGGUUGCAUUCUCUAGUGGGUUGCCUUCCACCUCUAUUCGGGUGGUCCGCGUUCGAGUUCGACCCUUUCAAGAAGACGUGCUCGGUGGCUUGGCAUCGCGAACUUGGCUACACUGCAUUCUGGGUGGUGUGGUGCUGUCUGAUUCCGCUCUGUGCCGUGUUGGUGUGCUACAGUCUCAUCUUCCGCGUGGCUCGGCUCAAAGCCCGCAAGGUGCACUGCGGGACGGUUGUAGUAUCCCAGCUGCCCUCGUCGUCCAAUAAGAACGACCGAAAGAACUCCACUGCCUCUGUUUCUUCCAUCGGCAGCCGUAGAGGCAUGAUUUAUGCCGGCAGCCAGUGUAAAGCACUGGUCACCAUUUUAGUGGUUGUUGGCACUUUCUUGUUGACAUGGGGUCCAUUUGUCAUGGUGAUUUGCGCAGAAGCAGUGUGGGGGAAAGGAAGCGUGUCUCCCGGACUGGAAACGCUGGUGACCUGGCUGUCAUUCGUCAGUGCCGCGUGUCAUCCUCUCAUAUACGGGCUGUGGAAUAAAACCGUUAGGAAGGAGCUGCUCGGCAUGUGCUGCGGUGACCACCACUACAGAGAAUCAUUCGUCAGUCGUCACAGGAAGUCCCGCCUCUUUAGCAUCUCCAAUCGAAUCACAGAUCUCGGUAUGUCCCCACAUCUGACAGCCAUGCUUGCGGGUGGAGGUCAGCUUUUAGGUGCCGGGAGCAGCACAGGAGACACCGGCUUCAGCUUUUCCCAGGACUCAGGUACAGAUAUCAUGUUGCUUGAUAACUGUUCAGAGUUUCCAGAAACCUCGCACUACAGUGCUUCAUUCAACAAACAAAGAUGCUCCGUCAUGUUUGAGGACCAGGUGGACCAUUCGAAAGGUGAAGAUCAGCCCCAGUGCCUGGUGAAGGCGGAGAUACACCAGGCGAUUGACAGCUUUGCGUCCAGCAUGGCUAAAGCCAUAGAAAGCGAUGCCAAACUUUUUUUGAUUGACAGUAUUUCAUCAUGUCAGCCCACAGAAAGAGACUUGCACUACCCGGACGCUCAAAGGGUCCGCCUGGAGAGUAUGGAUGAGGGAAUUGUAAACGAUGACAAAGAUGAGGAAGAUGAAAUUGAGGAAAUUUGUGCAUGAAGUUGAUCGAUGUAUUGAUAUCUGCAAUAUUCAUGCAAAUAACAAAGACCCGUUUCGUUCUCGGCUUUAAAUAUAUAUUUCGUUGUGUCAUGUUUUACCACGUGGCCUUUACUGCAUGUCUGAAUGGAUACGGAUGUGUUCGUAACCUUUAGACCAGCCAUAACUGUAUUUAUGAACCACUGUCCAGAAUCAGUUCACUUUUGUUCUGAAACACUGCUUGAGCUUUGACAACAUUUUUCUUUCUACUCUGGUUUUUAAAAAUAAGGUCAUACAUUUCCACAGUGAAUGUUUUUGCAUUCUUAAAAUUGUCAAAAGAUUAUAUUUCAGACGGAAGGGUAAAAAUUCUCAUUCAUAAUGAUGUACAAUCGUUUGGAAUAUAGCUUGGAAUGUAGUCCUUUUAUUACAAUAUUUCAAGAUGUAAACAUUGUGUAAUAUUUCAUUAUUUGUAGCACUAUUGAAAUAAUGUAAUUUAAAUGAAGAGUUAUUCGUCUCUCAUA